AUGCCUUCCAAAUCCUCCAAGUCCACCAGCUCCAGCUCCGGCUGCCGCUGCCGCUGCUUCUCCCUCAAGACCCUCAGCUAUCUCGCCAUUUUCCUGGCUCUGUUCUCCGCCGUCUACCGAUACCUCGAUGCGCGCCUUGAGCAAUUCUACAUCUUCGACCCAGAGCACCUGCACGAUGUGUCUCAGCGCGCCAUCAGCGCCCACGGCGAGGACACCCGCUCCAUCGUCAACUUCAUUGUCGCCGAGCUGGAGCAGAAGGUCGGCCCCAACUACCUGAGCACCCAGGAGGAGUGGGUAUUCAACAACGCCGGCGGCGCCAUGGGUGCCAUGUACGUGAUUCACGCCAGUAUCACCGAGUACCUGAUCAUCUUCGGUACCGCCAUCGGAACUGAAGGCCACACUGGUCGUCACACCGCUGACGACUACUUCAACAUCCUCCAGGGUACCCAGCUCGCCUAUGUCCCCGGCGAGUUCAAGCCCGAGGUCUACCCCGCCGGCAGCGUGCACCACCUGGUCCGCGGCGAGGUCAAGCAGUACAAGAUGGAUGAGUCUUGCUUCGCGUUGGAAUACGCCCGUGGCUGGAUCCCUCCCAUGCUCUUCUUCGGUUACGCCGAUACCUUCUCCAGCACCCUGGACUUCCCGACCUUGUGGGCUACCUCGCGCAUCACUGCCCGUGAGAUGGUCGGCAACUUGUUGCAGUACAAGCUGUAA
Molecule: messenger RNA, 711 nt
Organism: Penicillium verrucosum
Lineage: Eukaryota; Fungi; Ascomycota; Eurotiomycetes; Eurotiales; Aspergillaceae
Gene: erg2
Product: C-8 sterol isomerase ERG2
Exons: 2
Coding region: 1-711 (236 amino acids)
Biological process (GO): ergosterol biosynthetic process
Cellular component (GO): endoplasmic reticulum
Source: RefSeq, a predicted model, not a curated record